This is a messenger RNA of Pseudophryne corroboree (corroboree frog), 2348 nucleotides long. Its product is annotated as cytochrome P450 2C8-like. The transcript is spliced from 11 exons. Gene Ontology annotation, cellular component: intracellular membrane-bounded organelle; cytoplasm. Lineage: Eukaryota; Metazoa; Chordata; Amphibia; Anura; Myobatrachidae. Gene Ontology annotation, biological process: xenobiotic metabolic process; epoxygenase P450 pathway. Bases 297 to 1808 code for a protein of 503 amino acids. Gene Ontology annotation, molecular function: iron ion binding; arachidonate epoxygenase activity; heme binding. The record is from RefSeq and is a predicted model, not a curated record.
UCACAGCAUCCACUCACACCAAUUACCCAGCCUCCUUUUUCAUUGGAUACAGUCCUAAUCAGGAGGUAUAAAUCUCCUAGCUUUUCACACACAGACCCAGGAAGUGAGCAAGCCCCACAGGGGUGAAACAUGUUUUCCAUUCCAAUGGGUCCUGUUUUGUCCAACUGCAAGUGAUUCACUCCUAGCCUCAGGAAGGACACUGGCUGUGGGGAGAGAGGACAGGUGAGGCGUACGAGGCGUGCAAGGAUUAUACAGGUACAGGACAACGCAUUUCCCCUCCUGAUACUGACAGGACCAUGAGCGUCCUCCCAGUGAUGUCACUGGCGGCCUCCUUCCUCAGCGUGCUCCUCUUCCUCCUCUCGCUCCUCUUCCUCCUCUCAUUCUGGAGAAAGCAGAAGAAAUACCAGUUCCUACCCCCAGGACCAGCUCCGCUCCCUCUUCUGGGGACCCCCAAAUAUGUCGGUGACCGAGCUGCCUGCAAACACUUUCCAGAGCUGCAUAAGAAGUAUGGUCCAAUGUUCACGAUAUGGAAGCUGACAGAGCCUGUGGUGGUUCUCUGGGGCUAUGAGGUGGUGAAAGACGCUUUGUUGAAUCAUGGUGAUAAGUUCAGCGGCCGCCCGUCCGCACCAGUGAUUGAUCGCUACUCGGAAGGAUACAGUUUCCCCAGCAUCGGUGGGGAGAGGUGGCGCCAGCUGCGCAGAUUCACAAUAGCCUCACUCAGGAAUUUUGGGAUGGGGAAGAAAGCCAUGGAGAAACGGGUGUUGGAGGAGUCGCAGAGUCUCAUCCAAGCUGUGUCACAAACAGGAGGGAAGCCCUUCAACCCUAUUAACCUCCUGGGCUGUGCUGUAGGAAACAUCACCAGCUAUGCACUUUUGGGGGAGCACUUUGAUUAUAAGGACCCAAAGUUACUGGAACUUAUUAUCACUACAAGAAAGUUUAUAUUCAACACUCACUCGCCUUUACAUGAGCUCGGUAACACCUUCCCGAUUCUCCUGAACAUGCCGAUUCUCAAGCAGAAGAUCUUCAAGGAGAGCUCGGAGCUAAUGACGUUUGUGACAAGUUACAUCAAGCAGCACAAGCAGACGCUGAACCCUGCGUCACCCAGAGAUUUCAUCGACUACUUUCUGAUCAAGAUCAAAGAGGAGGAACAUCUGUCUGGGGGCAACUUCAGCGAGACCAGCCUCCUGAUGACGCUCAUAGCACUGCUUGCAGCUGGGACUGAAACCACAACCUCCACCCUGAACUUCUCUCUGGUUGUCAUCAGCAAUUACCCAGACGUACAAAGGAAAGUCCAGCAGGAGAUUGAUGAGGUGACGGAGUCACUGCGCCCACCUGGGAUCAUGGACCGGGCACAGAUGCCGUACACUAACGCCGUGGUGCACGAGGUACAGAGGGUCUUAGACCUGGCGCCUACGGCUCAUUACCACACGGUGACCGAGGAUACUCAGUUCCGAGGAUACACUCUCCCUAAGGGAACGACAGUGAUUCCAUUCAUUUCAUCAGUGCUCUCUGACCCCUCCCAGUGGGAGACCCCCAAUGAUUUCAACCCGGGGCACUUCCUCGAUGACAAGGGGCAGUUCCGCACAAGACCAGCGUUUAUGGCGUUUUCUGCAGGGAAACGUAUCUGUGCUGGAGAGAACCUGGCUCGUAUGGAGCUUUUCCUGCUCUUCUCUGCGCUGCUCCAGAAAUUCACCUUCUCCCAGCCCCCCGGAACCCCGCGCCAGGACUGCAGAACUCUGAAACAGAACAAGAUUAAAAACCUGUUUUUCUCCCAGCUCUGCGCUACACCUCGCCCCCUGUCACCCUAGGGACUGUCCUCUGCGGCUCGCCCAAGGAGCAACCACUCAAUGUGUAUGUCCACCAGGCAUGUGAUGUCCCUCAGGUGGCCAAGAAGAGGAUUUGUGGCUCAUCGGCCUCUAGGACAAACCAUUUAUUGUAAUAUAUACCAAUCAAUUACUGUAAAUUAGGAAUAGUCUUUUCUUUAGUGUAUCCCAGCCCCAUCCCCCACCCACAGUGACCUAGUAGAAGUAACUCCAUUAGGGCUCUAUGUACUAAGCCUUGGAUGGAGGUAAAGUUCCAGCCAAUCAGCUCCUGACUGCCAUGUUACAGGCUGUGUUUGAAAAAUGACAGUUAGGAGCUGGUUGGCUGGUACUUUACCUCCAUCCACUUUAUCUCUCUCCAAGACUUAGUAAAUAGACCCCUUAUUCUGAAGACUUAAGGGAGAUGGGGUAAGAGGGAGGGGGAGGUAGCUGUGUGGACAGCAUGGUCAGGUGGCUGUUUUAUCAUUUCUGUAUGUUUUACAUUAUUUGGAAAUCACUGAGGAAAGUUUAAUAAACUGAAAUGUUGGA